Molecule: messenger RNA, 4012 nt
Organism: Eleginops maclovinus (Patagonian blennie)
Lineage: Eukaryota; Metazoa; Chordata; Actinopteri; Perciformes; Eleginopidae
Product: integrin alpha-6-like
Exons: 26
Coding region: 67-3216 (1049 amino acids)
Biological process (GO): cell-matrix adhesion; cell adhesion mediated by integrin; integrin-mediated signaling pathway
Cellular component (GO): integrin complex; external side of plasma membrane
Molecular function (GO): integrin binding
Source: RefSeq, a predicted model, not a curated record
ACUCUGCACCUCCUUCAGUGAGGACUCACCUUUCACCAGUUCAAGGGGAGUUUUGAAUUGUAUCUCAUGGAGGUUAGGAUCACUUGUGGACUGUGGUUGUUCGUCUUUGUUUUGGGAUGUGGGCGAUUAUCGGCGUUCAACCUGGACACCAAGAAUGUCAUGCAGAAGAACGGGGACCCGGGCAGCUACUUCGGCUUCUCUCUCGCCAUGCACUGGCAGCUUGCUCCGCAGGAUAAGAAAAUGCUGCUUGUUGGUGCCCCGAGAGCAAAAGCCCUGAGGGGUCAAACAUCGAAAGUGACAGGAGGAUUGUACAACUGUGACAUGACCUCCACUUCAACGUCUUGCUCCAGAGUUCAAUUUGAUACCAAAGAGGAUACAGAAUCAGAGAGCAAAGAGAACCAGUGGAUGGGAGUGACAGUCAGCAGUCAGGGGCCAGGUGGCAAAGUUCUGACCUGUGCCCAUCGCUACCAGCAGCGGUCCCAUGUAGGUAAACCAUUGGAGUCUCGUGACAUAAUUGGUCGCUGCUACGUGCUGAGUCAGUCCUUGACUAUCAAUCCCAGCACGGAAGAAGAGGGAGAAAGAUGGCAUUUCUGUGGAGGCCGAUCCAAAGGCCACGAGAUGUUCGGCUCCUGUCAGCAGGGCCUCUCUGCCACAUUCGACAAGGACUACCAUUACCUCAUCUUUGGGGCUCCUGGAGCAUACAACUGGAAAGGUGUGGUACGCUUGGAACAAAAGAAUGAAACACUUGUGCUCCAGGGAAUCUAUAGUGAUGGUCCUUUUGAAACGGGAGGCGAGUCCAAAAGGAACCCUGAAUUGAUCCCCGCUCCUCCCAACAGCUACUUGGGCUUCUCUCUGGACUCAGGGCAGAGUCUGAUUAAGAAGGGUACUUUGACGGUGGUGGCGGGAGCUCCAAGAGCGUACCACAGUGGAGCGGUGGUGCUGCUGAAGAAAGAAGGGCAAAACAGCAUGUCAGGAGAGCACACCCUGGAAGGGGAAGGGCUGGCCUCGUCUUUCGGCUACGAUUUGACUGUGCUGGAUCUCAAUAACGAUGGUUGGCAGGACAUAGUGGUGGGAGCACCACAGUACUUUGAGAAAGACAGAGAAAUCGGAGGAGCCGUCUACGUCUACAUCAACAAAGGGGGAAAGUGGAACAAAGUCACGCCAACCAGAAUAGACGGACCAAAGGACUCCAUGUUCGGCUUGGCUGUGGAAAACCUGGGAGACAUCAAUCAAGAUGGUUACCAUGAUUUUGCAGUGGGAGCUCCUAAUCAGGGUGCAGGACAUGUCUACAUCUUCAACGGAGGACCCUCAGGUCUCCACUCCAAAGAAGCUUCACAGAAUCUGUUUCCCUCGUCUCCAGAUGUGAAGAUGUUCGGCUACUCUUUGGCAGGCAACAUGGACCUGGAUAGGAAUGCCUACCCUGACCUGGCCGUCGGGUCCCUCUCUGACUCAGUCUUUGUCUACAGAGCCCGUCCUGUUAUAAUCAUCAAAAAGGAAGUUAAGUUCACACCAGAAAAAAUCGACCUCAACAACAAGAACUGUGCCCCCAACGUCUGCAUUGAGGUUGAGGCAUGCUUCACCUACAAUGCCCAGCCCAAGAGCUACUCUCCCAGACUGACGGUGGCAUACUCCCUCGAGGCAGACAUUGACCACAGGAAGAAACGUUUGAACGCCAGGGCGAUCUUCCCAGAUUCCCCUGAUAAUAAAUACGAGUCAAAAGGGAUGAUCACCUUUGACACCAAAGACAAGAAACAUUGCAUCAUGCGCAAGCUUAUGAUUGAGGACAAUAUUAAAGACAAGCUGCACGGAAUCCCCAUCAUUGUGUCCGUGGACAUCCAGGAUGAAAACCGUAAACGCAGACAGAGCUCCGCGGCUCAACCGGCACCUGUCCUGGACACCAAAGAGCCAUCGUUCAUUCGAUCUGAGCUGCAUUUCGUGAAGGAAGGAUGUGGCACUGACAAUAUCUGCCAGAGCAAGCUGCAGUUGAAAUAUCGCUACGGCUACGGGGUCACCGACAACGAAAAGUUCACUCCGUUAGAGCUGGAGGGCGGCGUGCCGGUGAUCUUGCUCAGCGACCAGAAGAACAUCGCCUUGGAGGUUACAGUCAGCAAUCACAAUGGAGACGAUGCACAUGAAGCCUCUGUGCUCGCCAAGAUCCCACACUCCCUUACCUACUCUACUUACCGCCCAUCUGAAAAUGGGCUGCAGGUAAGCUGUAUAACCAGUGAUGACGGUUCUAAGGCUGACUGUAACAUUGGAAACCCCUUCAAAAGAGACUCAGAGGUGAUCUUCUACAUUAUCCUGGGGACAUCGACCAUUUCUUCGAACACUACCGAGCUUGAGAUUGAUCUUCAGCUAAACACGACAAGCAACCAGGAUAAAUUUGUCACUGUCAAAGCAAAGGCAAAGGUGACUAUCAUGUUGCAGCUGUCUAUAUCAGGACAAGCCCAGCCUUCUCAGGUGUACUUCUCAGGAAAGCCCAAGAGGGUUACGGACAUUAAGACUGAAAGCGAAAUGGGCAGUGCCAUCACACAUCGGUUCAGCAUAAUCAAUCUGGGGAAGCGCUUGACAGACUUUAGCACCGCCACCCUUGACAUAGACUGGCCGAAAGAGACAACGGAUGGGAGGUUGCUGCUGUACCUGAUGAAGAUCAGUGCUACCGGAGUGGAACAGAUGGACUGCACUCCUAAAGGGGCGAUCAACCAUCUUGGCAUGGAGCCAAGUAAAACCAGGAAGAGAAGAGAAGCAGAAAACACUGGUAACGAGGGCGUUAUCUCACGUUUACUUGACAAGAAGAAUUCUGAUACUCUGUCCUGUGGUAGCGGGGCAAAUUGUGUAAGGAUAUCGUGCCCCCUGCGAGGCAUGGACAGCACUGCAGUCAUCACUCUCAACUCUCGCCUCUACAACAGCACCUUCAUCGAAACAUUUUCCAAACUCCAUCAUGUGGAAGUGAUCGUUAAGGCCUCACUGAAUGUCGAUAGCAGCGCAAAGAACAUAGUGCUGAAAGAUGCUUUGUUUCAGCUGAGACUGACGGUGUUCCCAGAGAGGCGGGAAGCUCAGUACGGAGGCGUGCCGUGGUGGAUCAUCGUGCUGUCCAUCCUGUUCGGGCUGCUGUUGUUGGCCCUGUUGGCUUUCCUUCUGUGGAAGUGUGGAGUGUUUGAUAAAAAGAAUAAAGAGGACCCAGGCGAGAAAGAAAAACUGACAUCACAUGCAUAAAAAAAGAGAAGAGGUGUGGAUUUUUUAAGCGUGCCAAAUAUGAAGACAAGGUUCCAAGUUACAAUGCAGUGCGGAUUAGAUGGGAUGAGAGAAUGCCAAACCCUGUGAGUGAUAACUGGGAAAACGUGGAAAAGAAGCCCUGGAUGACAACCUGGCACGACAAAGAACAUUUUUCGUAACAGUGAGAUCUGAUUCCACACAGACUUCCUGUUUUUUUACUGAUGAACUCACAUUUUCACUAAUUUUUCUUGCCUUGUCUUCGCACAAAGUGGAUUGUAAAUAACAAAGUAAAUCAUUUGUUUAAAAAAGAAAGAAAAGAGAAAAAUAUUUGUAGGGCCAAAUUCUUGAUCAAACUUCUGCUUCAGUGAUCGAAUUGAUCUCAGACAAAGUCUGUAUGAAUCACUGGAAGGAGAGUUGCAGUGUGGGAGAUCUUCCUGCACAGCUGCUGUCUGUGAGUUUGGGGGGGGGGGGACAGUGGGAGCCUUUUUUAGAGAUCUUUGUACAUGUUUUUAAAUGUUUUGCAGAAUUGUUUUCUAUUUAUUCUUGGUGACGAGUACUUAAUGUUACGUGCCUUACAGGCCAAAGAGUCCUUUGAACAUACACAUUCAAUCUGUGUUUUUCACCAUUUAAAAAUAGCAUCUUCCUAAAUGUCCUGAUCAUUAGUGCCUUGGGUUGUACAUAAUAGAGAUUUCUACUACUACUCCUUCUGCAGAAUUGAUCUUUUAUUCACUGGCUGUAAAAUGGGAAGAGUGAAAGCGAACAAAGGAGUUUCUUGAAUAAAUAAUUGUUAUGUCAA